This is a messenger RNA of Vanrija pseudolonga, 2071 nucleotides long. RefSeq lists its product as uncharacterized. Lineage: Eukaryota; Fungi; Basidiomycota; Tremellomycetes; Trichosporonales; Trichosporonaceae. Bases 133 to 1986 code for a protein of 617 amino acids. The record is from RefSeq and is a predicted model, not a curated record. The transcript has 4 exons.
UCAACAGCAGCGGCAGCAACAUCCUCGCCGAGGGGGUCGCGAGUGCUCCAACCGCCAUCGCACCCGUCUGGACCGCGCCCGCCGCGCCCACUCCCAUCGCGCUCGCUCUCGGCGGCAGCCAUCCGCGCGCCCAUGUCAUCCUCGACCCCGCUCCGCGGCCUGCCGCAGCUCGACACCACGACGGGCACAGGCGGCGUGCAGCGCUCCGGCUCCAUCUCGUCCAACCAGUCCCGGCUGAGCCGCGCAUCGGCCGGCACUGGCCCCUCCGCGGCGUCGCCUGCAACCCGCACUGGGGCGACGCCGGCGCGCCGCCGCUCCCGCUCGCACACGGUCAGCGUGGUCCUCAACUCGCCGACCUCGCCGUCUACCGCCCCAUCGCGCUAUGCCAACUUCCUCCGCAUGCCUGACGCCGAGGAGGGGCGCGCGAGCGAGGACGCCGAGCGCCGCUCGAGCAUCAACGUCAUCAUGCCCGACGAGGCUGACACGGCCGUUGCGGACCACGCUGGCGAGCUGCACGACGAUGUGGUUGGCCUGCUGGAUGUCGUCGACCCCGAGGUCGGAACCGUGAACCACCUCCAAAACGUCACGAAUGGCAUCAUGUUUCCCAACAUCCCUGGUCUGUGGACCCGCCGCCCAAACCUUGUACUGCCCCGCACGCCCUCGGACCACAGCCUGCCCGAGUACGCUGACGACGGUGACGAGACGGGGCUGAAUGGCCCUAAGCGGCGCACGUCGCUCGGCAAGUCGGGCGGGCGCUCGCGCUCCAACACUGUCAAGCGGUUCCUGCCUGGCGGAGGGGACAAGGACAAGAUAGACCUUGGGCCGCUGUCGCCGACUGAAGAUGUGCCCCUCAAAGAGGUUGUGUCAAAGCAGAUGGACGAGGAGUUGACCGAGGAGGCCGACGAGGUAGCCGACGAACACGAGCUCGACCGGCACGUCAAGCACGUCCUCCGGGCCAAGCGUAGAGAAAAGGCCAAGCGUGCCCUCCGUGGUCUGUGGGCGUUCUUGAAGACACCCAUGGGAAUCGUGACUGCUAUCUACGGCUUCCUCGUCGCCUUCUGGGGCGCUGCCCUCGUGCUCUUCCUCCUCGGGUGGAUCAAGACGCCCAACAAGCACUGGAAGGACAAGUGGGUCGAGAUCUGUUCCCAGAUCGUCAACGGCCUCUUCACCGUCACUGGUGUCGGCCUCAUUCCGUGGCGCGCAAUCGACACGUACCGCAUGUCCAUCAUCCACACCCUCAAGAUGAAGGACAAGCGCCUGCGCAAGAAGGCUGGCCUGCCCCCCAUCGAUGAUCCCGACGACCUGCCCGACCCGCGCACCAUCCCAGGCUUCCAGCAGGUGCUCUCGGAGAAGGACCAGGACCAGUUGAGAUACCAGCAGGACAAGUUUGCAAAGUCGCAGACGUGGUACCGCCCUCACGCGAAUGCCACGCACCGCGCCUUCCCUAUUACGUUGGCCUUGUGGAACACGAUUCUCAUGGACGGCAAUUCGUUCUUCCAGUGCAUCCUCUGUGGAUGCAUGUGGGGCAUGAACUACCACAAGCGUCCGGCGUGGACCACUGGCUCGCUGAUCCCCCUCUCAUUCCUUUGUGGUAUUGCCGCCGGUGUUCUCAUCUGGCAGGGCGGUGUGCGCACCAAGAAGACCAAGGCCGUCGAGGACAAGCUCCGUGAGGCGCUCGGCGUCGACCAGCCCGUCGACCCCCAGGUCAGACGCCCACGCCGCGCCACCAUCUCUGGUCUGGAGCAGAAGCACGAGGCCGAGCUCGUGGACCCGAUCGACAGCGGCAAGUACCACCCGAAGAGACGCGCCACCAUCGACAUUACGCCCGAUGCGCCAGGCAACAUUCCCAAGCCACUGGGCUCGGUCUCCGAGUCGUCAGAGGACAGCGACGAGCUCGCAAAGGUGUCGAGCAAGCUCACGCCGACGACCGAGCUGCCCGUGCUACCCGAGCUGUUGCACAAGCGCGAGCCUAGAGGUAGUAUCUAGGCGUCGUCGGAGAGCAUGGAGAUCAUUUGGAGGAGCACAUUGUACCCAUCGUGAGACUGUACCCAUAUGCACCGUGUCAUCUUGG